AUGAUUCAUCUUUAUUUGGAGUAUUAUUCCAAACGCUGUAUUCGAGAAACAACUUUGGUUGAAGUACCUAUCGAAAGUUAUGUAGUCUUUGUUCUGUGCAAAUAUUUGCGCCAACCUGCAAUCGGCAAAGAUCUUCUGGUUAAUUUUGUCCAGAGCAAAACUGAACUUGAGCAUCAAUGCGAUAGCAUCUUGUUAAAUUUGACUGUUUGUAACGUGGUUUUUUUCCAAGCAGGCGAAUGGCCGCAAGUCGCAACAUACUGCCAAUUGCCAACCCUCAAGAACAAUGCGUGGAUCGUUUCCGGUCUCUGUGGAAUCUGUAGACACAUAACGAAGUUCCAUAUUGAAUGUUCGACAAGUCCGAAGCGCAUUCUAGGCUUCAAGGGCAACACUCUCUUGGCACCUGCCGAAGUAUCCAUGUGGACAAAGUUCUGCGAGGUGGACAUUGAAGCGUGUGUCCGCGAUGUGCUGCAACUUGGACAUGACAACUCACUUGCUCUUCCGGAAGAUCUCGGAAAGCUAGAGAGUCAUCUUGGUCAGCCACUGAAGGUUCACAAUAUUUACAAAUUGGUAAACAACGUUCAGAAAGUAAAAGUUUCCUCCAGCCAAGAGUACGAAAAGCUGAGUGAUGAGACUGAUCGGUUUGAUUUCUAUGCGAAUCACAAAUUCGCCGAAGGAUACGAAAAAACCCUUGCCGAUGUGAUUCUCUUCAUUUGUGUACAUCUGAUAGGUAAAAGAGCUCCAUUGGAACGUUUCGGAAAGCAAUUGCCAAGGAUUACGGGCUGGUAUGGACGCGUCGUGGCCGACGAUGAAGGUGAGUUGCUUCGGAUUUGCGAAAAGUUUCUCACAACGGAUCAGAUGCAAUUAGAAGCAUUGAAAGCAGAGCUAAUAACAAUAGACGUACCUGCUAGCUUUAGCCUCUACAAAGCGGACACAAAGAAGUUGAAUCUGUUGGGUGAGAAAGUCCUCACCACGAAUCAACCGGAAGUGUUGAGUAUUUUGGAGAAGGUGAAACGCUUAGAGCUGGAUGUGGAGAGCAUGCCAAACGAUCGAGAUGCUAAUCUGUUCGAAUGGGACUCUGUUCCGUUGGAUGCAAAACCUGAGGGUGGUAAACUUCCUACGAAACGCAUCGACCGCAAAAAGCACCAGCUCGAAUGUCUGGCCAACGAGGUGAUUAACCUGGCUCAGCCCGGUGACACAAUAGUCGACUUCUGUUCCGGCACCGGUCAUCUGGGUAUUUUGCUGGCCUUCCUGCUUCCCGAGUGCACAAUCUAUCUGCUCGAGAAUAAGGAAGAGUCCCAACAGCUCGCAAUGGACCGGGUGCAACGACUUGGAUUGCAGAAUGUCGUCUACUUCCGAUGUAACCUGGACUACUUUAAGGCACGGUUCGAUAUAGGUGUUUCACUGCACGCGUGCGGAGUGGCUAGUGAUAUCGUGCUGGAGAAAUGCUUAAACCAGAAAGCCAAGUUUGUGUGUUGCCCCUGCUGCUACGGAAAGCUCUACGAAUUCGAACGUAUACGUUACCCGAGGAGCCAGAUUUUCCAACAGUCUGAGCUUCUACUGAAGGAAUACCUGUGUUUGGCACAUUGCGCCGAUCAAACGCACGAUUUGGACAACACUCGGACCAACGUUGCGAAAUCGCAUCAAGGAUUCUACUGCAUGGACAUUAUCGACAAGGAUCGCAUGCUACGAGCGGAAGAGCUUGGCUAUACGGUGGUGCAGAAACGACUUAAACCCGAAAAUUGCACGCCCAAGAAUAGACUUUUGAUAGGGACAUUGUGAAAUAGGAAAUUAUUGAUCUUGUUUUGUAAAAGCUGAUUAUAAAUAAAGUUUUAAUCCUCUAGGUUUCAACAACGAA
Messenger RNA from Ochlerotatus camptorhynchus, 1855 nucleotides. Its product is annotated as glutathione S-transferase C-terminal domain-containing protein homolog. The transcript is spliced from 2 exons. Gene Ontology annotation, cellular component: cytoplasm. Lineage: Eukaryota; Metazoa; Arthropoda; Insecta; Diptera; Culicidae. The record is from RefSeq and is a predicted model, not a curated record. The coding region runs from base 1 to 1779 and encodes 592 amino acids.